GUAUACAUCUUUUUCUUUUCUUUUGUAUGAUAACAAACAGAGACCUUUCUCUUUCUCUUCUGUAUGUGAAAAAUAUAUAUAUAUUUGUGUGUAUUUUCAGACAAAAAAAUGACAAACAGUUUUGUUAUAGUGAAAGUUACUGUGCACCAGUUUUUCACUUUCCAUCAAUUUUGAUGUUUUGUUGAGGGUUUUCUUGUUUUGUUUUUCUUGUUUUCUUGUUUUUGUCUGGUGAAUUGUGAAGUGGGGUUGUGUUAUUUUGUUUUGGGUGUUGGAGAAAUAGUAUAAAGUUGGGAAUCUUUGUGUUUCUUGAAGCAAAUUUUAGUGUGUUUCUUGAUUUUUGUCUGGUGAAUUUGUGAAGUGGGGUUGUGUUAUUUUGUUUUGGGUGUUGGAAAAAUAGUAUAAAGGUGGAAUCUUUUAUGUUUCUUGGAGCAAAUUUUAGUGUGUUUCUUGAUUUUUUUUGUGAAGAAAAGAUUGGAUUUUUGGGUUGAUUUUUGAGCUCAAAGUGAAGUAAUUGUGUUGUUUAAUGGAUGAUUAGGAGGGAAUUUCUUGUUUUUUUUUUUUUUUUUUUGUUUGUGAAUUGUUAAGUGGGGUUGUGUUAUUUUGUUUUGAGUGUUGGAAAAAUAGUAUAAAGUUGGAAUCUUUGUGUUUCUUGGAGAAAAUUUUAGUGAGUUUGUUGAUUUUUGAGAAGAAAAGAUUGGAUUUUUGGGUUGAUUUGGAGCUUAAAGUGUAGUGAUUGUGAUUGAGGGAGUUUCUUGUUCUUAAGAAAAUGAAGAGUUUUGGGUUGAAUCUUGUUAAAUUGUUUUAGGAAAUUUUCUUGAGUUUUUGAGGGGAAAAAAAUUCUCUUUUUGGGAGUUGUAGACUAGUGGUUUGAGCAAUUUCUUGAUUUUGAGAUGCAGAAGGAAGUACUAUGUACUUAUAAUUGGUGUUUCUGAAGAUAGAUUUCUUUGGUGAACAGAUUUAGAAAGCAUUUUCCAUUCCUAAUUGGAAAGUAUUAAGUAUUUAUGAGGUAAAGAGUUGAUUUGGUAGAAUUUUUGUUGACAUCAAGAUGAUUACUUUUAUGGAUCCAAAGGACAAAGUGAAGGAAAUAGAAAAGUGUUUAGAUUCUCAACUAUGGCAUGCUUGUGCUGGUAGUAUGGUACAAAUGCCUUCAAUUAGUUCAAAAGUUUUCUACUUUCCCCAAGGUCACUCAGAGCAUGCUUGUGGUAAUGUCGAUUUUAGGAGCUCGAUUAGGAUUCCGUCGUAUAUUCCUUGUAAAGUCUCCGCGAUUAAGUAUAUGGCGGAUCCUGAGACUGAUGAGGUUUUUGCUAAAAUUAGGUUGAUUCCUGUUAGUAGGAAUGAGGUUGAAUUUGAUGAUGAUGGGGUUGUUGGGUUGAACGGUUCGGAUAACCAAGAUAAGCCUACUUCAUUUGCUAAGACGUUAACACAAUCGGAUGCGAAUAAUGGUGGAGGUUUUUCUGUCCCGAGGUAUUGUGCUGAGACGAUCUUUCCUCGUUUGGAUUACUCUGCGGAUCCUCCUGUUCAGACCAUCCUUGCUAAGGAUGUUCAUGGAGAGACGUGGAAAUUCAGGCAUAUUUAUAGAGGGACGCCAAGGCGUCAUCUGUUAACGACUGGAUGGAGUACUUUCGUGAACUAUAAGAAGCUCGUUGCUGGUGAUUCCAUUGUAUUCCUGAGGGCUGAAAACGGGGACCUUUGUGUAGGUAUUCGGCGGGCAAAGAGGGGAAUUGGAGGUGGACCUGAGACUUCUUCCGGAUGGAAUCCGGCUGGUGGAAAUUGUAUGGUACCAUAUGGAGGAUUUUCCAGUUUUCUUAGGGAUGAUGAGAAUAAAUUAUUGAGAAAUGGAAACGGGAGCAACAGUGGGAACAUGAACAGGGGAAAGGUGAAGGCAGAAUCAGUGAUUGAAGCUGCAAAUCUUGCGGCCAGUGGACAGCCAUUUGAAGUGAUCUACUAUCCUCGUGCUAGCACUCCGGAGUUCUGCGUGAAGGCCUCGCUUGUAAAAGCAGCAUUGCAGAUCCGUUGGUGCUCGGGGAUGAGGUUCAAGAUGCCUUUUGAAACUGAAGAUUCUUCACGGAUAAGUUGGUUCAUGGGAACCAUAUCAUCGGUUCAGGUCUCCGAUCCCAUUCGGUGGCCAGAUUCACCGUGGAGGCUUCUUCAGGUGACGUGGGACGAACCUGACCUGCUCCAAAACGUGAAACGUGUCAGUCCGUGGCUCGUGGAAUUAGUCUCAAACAUGCCUACCAUUCAUCUUUCACCCUUCUCGCCCCCACGAAAGAAACUAAGAUUACCUCAACAUCCAGAUUUUCCUCUCGAUGGCCACCUUCCUAUGCCGGCUUUCUCCGGUAACCACCUUCUAGGGCCUAAUAGCCCCUUUGGUUGUCUUCCCGACAACACCCCUGCUGGCAUGCAGGGAGCCAGGCAUGCUCAAUGUGGUUUAUCAUUAUCAGAUCUCCAUUUCAAUAAGUUGCAUUCUAGUUUGUUUCCGGUUGGUUUUCCACCACUUGAUCAGGCUGCAGCAGCACCCCGUAGACCCUUGAAUAGUCCAACGAUCAGCAAGCCAUGCAACAGUGAGAAUAUAUCUUGCUUGCUAACCAUGGGAAAUUCUGCUCACUCUACGAAGAAAUCUGAUAUUAAGAAAGCACCACAACUUGUGCUUUUCGGUCAACCUAUACUUACUGAGCAGCAGAUCUCUCUUAGCUGCUCGGGAGAUACUGUUUCUACUGUUCGUACAGGGAAUAGCUCCUCGGAUGGGAAUGCUGAUAAAACUGGGAACGUGUCUGAUGGUUCAGGUUCUGCACUUAAUCAACGUGGUUUAACAGAACGCUCACCAUGCGACAUAUUUCAAUCUGAGCCAAAUACCGAGAUUGGACACUGUAAGGUUUUUAUGGAAUCAGAAGAUGUAGGUCGCACUCUCGAUCUUUCAUUGCUAGGAUCUUACGAAGAGUUAUGCAGGAAAUUGGCAAAUAUGUUCGGCAUUGACAGCUCGGAGAUGCUUAAUCACGUACUUUACCAGGAUACCACUGGCGCGGUCAAGCAACUUGGUGAUGAACCAUUUAGCGACUUCAUGAAAACUGCGCGAAGGUUAACAAUUCUAGCCGAUUCAAGCAGUGACAAUGUAGGACUCAGGGAGUAGAGAGGACAAGUAAAUCUCCACUUACCUAUUCCGAACUGUACAGCCGGAUCAUCAACUUCUCUCUUCCUAACUCUUCCGGACACGCUAUGAAGAUGUUCAAUUACCAAGUUCAAGAGUGAAAAAGUUUGCUGUUACAUCAACGUUUGAAGUUCGAUUGCUGUGUUUCUCUAGGACAGUAUGUUUACUAGUUUUCUUUCCGAUUGUUUUCGAGUUAUUUUCGUUUAGACAAUACCUACAAAGAUCAAGAUGAACUUGUUUUUUGUAGGCUUUGUCUGCUAAUUCUAGUACUCCAACUUGUUAAUCAAAGGCCUUCUAAGAAGGCUUAAAAGACUUCUUCUAGUUUUUGUUUUCUAUCUAAUGAGUACAGUUCAAAACUUUGUUUUAA
Capsicum annuum is the source of this 3512-nucleotide messenger RNA. Its product is annotated as auxin response factor 18. The transcript has 4 exons. The record is from RefSeq and is a predicted model, not a curated record. Gene Ontology annotation, molecular function: protein binding; DNA binding. Lineage: Eukaryota; Viridiplantae; Streptophyta; Magnoliopsida; Solanales; Solanaceae. Gene Ontology annotation, cellular component: nucleus. Gene Ontology annotation, biological process: regulation of DNA-templated transcription; response to hormone. The coding region runs from base 1046 to 3127 and encodes 693 amino acids.